This is a messenger RNA of Andrographis paniculata, 3560 nucleotides long. RefSeq lists its product as uncharacterized. The transcript is spliced from 8 exons. Gene Ontology annotation, biological process: cell wall modification; carbohydrate metabolic process. The coding region runs from base 1 to 3321 and encodes 1106 amino acids. The record is from RefSeq and is a predicted model, not a curated record. Gene Ontology annotation, molecular function: hydrolase activity, hydrolyzing O-glycosyl compounds; pectinesterase activity; enzyme inhibitor activity. NCBI's taxonomy places the organism in Eukaryota, Viridiplantae, Streptophyta, Magnoliopsida, Lamiales, Acanthaceae.
AUGGCCAAGUUACUGCUGCUUGCCCUAGUUUCUCUUCUGGCCCUUCUACUUUCAUUUGUUUUCUUUUCGUCCCCGGGACUUUUCGAUAAUGUUGCAAAAGCCCGGGAAAAGAUUCAUGUUUACAGUCACGUCCAGAUAGCUGAAACCUCGUGCGAAGGCACGCUUUACAGGGAUCUAUGCGUUUCAACUGUAUCCGUUUUGCCGGAGCUCCGGCGGAAGACGCUGCCGGAGGUCAUAUCGGCGACGAUUAAUGUUACAAUGAAGGAGGUGUUGAAGACCGCCGAUAACUGCAGCAGCCUCCGGCGGAAGCUCAUGAGGAAGCUCGAGCCGAUCGAGUUGCGAGCCCUAGACGACUGUUUGGAGCUCUUCGUGGAUACGGUGGAGGAGCUGAAGAAAAUUCUCGUCGGAUUAUCGGCGAGCAGUUCGCCGGAGAAGUACUACGACGAUUUGGUGACCUUGCUGAGCGGCGCGAUGACGAAUCAGUACACCUGCCUCGACGGAUUUGCGUACAGUAAGAACGUUACUAAAAAGCUGAUUGAAGGCAGAGUGAAGAAGAUCUCACGCCAAAUCAGUAAUUCGCUCGCCAUGGUUAAGAAGCUGAAGAAGAGAAGCGGAAAGAAGAAGCCUACCGGCGAGGAGUUUCCGGAGUACGGCGAGAUGAAAAACGGUUACCCGGAGUGGCUGAAGAAGAAGGAUCGGAAACUGCUGCAGACGGCGGCGCCGGCGAACCAAACGAAGUUCGAUCUGGUUGUUGCGAAAGACGGAAGCGGGAAUUUCACCACCAUUAAUGAAGCGUUGAAUGCAGCUCCGAACAACACCAAAUCCAGAUUCGUGAUUUACAUUAAAGCAGGAGCGUACUACGAGUACAUCGAAGUGGAACGGAAGAAGACGAUGCUAAUGUUCGUCGGUGACGGAAUCGGAAAAACACUUAUUAAAGGAAACCGGAGCGUCGUCGACGGCUGGACGACUUUCCGAUCGGCGACCGUCGCGGUUGUGGGAAACGGUUUCAUAGCAAAGGGCAUAACCUUCGAGAACUACGCCGGAGCAAGCAAGCACCAGGCGGUCGCUCUCCGCAGCGGCGCCGAUUUCUCGGCGUUCUACAAGUGCAGCUUCAUCGGCUACCAGGACACGCUCUACGUCCACUCGCUCCGCCAGUUCUACCGCGAGUGCGACGUCUACGGAACCGUCGAUUUCAUCUUCGGGAACGCCGCCGUCGUCUUCCAGAGCAGCAAUCUCUACGCGCGGAAGCCAGAUCCAAAUCAGAAGAACAUAUUCACCGCGCAGGGCAGAGAGGAUCCCAAUCAGAACACCGGAAUCUCCAUCCUCAACUGCAAGGUCGCCGCCGCCGCCGAUCUCCUCCCUGUUCUCUCGCAAUUCAAGACCUACCUAGGUCGGCCAUGGAAGAACUAUUCCAGAACCGUCUACAUGCUGUCGAACAUGGAAUCGGUGGUGGAUCCCAAGGGGUGGUUGGAAUGGGACGGCGAUUUCGCCCUCAACACGCUCUACUACGGCGAGUAUAAGAAUCGGGGACCGGGAGCCAACACCACCGCCAGGGUGAGGUGGCCGGGGUAUCGUGUCAUCAACAGCUCCACAGAAGCGAGCCAGUUCGCCGCCGGAGAGUUUAUUCAGGCGAACCAGUGGCUGCCGGCGGCGACGGUUCCGUUCUACGUUAAUUUAACCGCAACUGGAUUACAUUUUAGUUGUUGGUUUUGUAGUUCUUCCAUUGGCAGCUACACUACAAAAAUGGCUUCUAGUUUUCCUCCUUCUUCUUCUUCCUCAGGAUUGGUAAAAGGCCUCAUUUUUCUUGUCUUUCUGGUUUGCUCUCUUCAGCAGGUCUUCUGCAAUGGCGUAAACCCCCACCCUGGCAGGCUCAGGAGCCCUAAUUUAAAGCACCACCGCAAGCCACGUUUUGCAUCCCACAAUUACAGGGACGCUCUGUCGAAAUCGAUCCUUUUUUUCGAGGGGCAGAGGUCAGGGAAGCUCCCACCCAACCAGAGAGUCACUUGGAGGAAAAGCUCUGGCCUUUCUGAUGGCGCUGAGCUCCAUGUGGAUUUGGUGGGAGGGUACUACGAUGCAGGGGACAAUGUGAAGUUUGGGUUUCCAAUGGCGUUCACGACAACAAUGCUGUCAUGGAGUGUGAUCGAGUUCGGGGGGCUUAUGAAAGGGGAGCUGGAGAAUGCGAAAGGGGCGAUCAGAUGGGCGACAGACUAUCUCCUGAAAGCCACAGCCCGUCGGGACACCAUUUUCGUGCAGGUUGGAGAUGCAGGCAAGGAUCAUGCCUGCUGGGAGAGGCCUGAGGACAUGGACACUCCGAGGAGUGUGUUUAAGAUCGACAAGAACACUCCUGGCACUGAAGUUGCUGCUGAAACUGCUGCAGCUCUUGCUGCUGCUUCUUUGGUGUUCAGGAAAUGUGAUCCCAAAUACUCCAGACUCCUGGCUAACAGGGCUGUUAGGGUGUUUGAGUUUGCUGAUAAGCACAGAGGAGCUUACAGUGUGGGGCUGAAGCAGUUUGUGUGCCCUUAUUACUGUGAUUACUCUGGCUACCAGGAUGAGCUGCUGUGGGGGGCUGCCUGGUUACACAGAGCCACCAGGAACCCAACUUAUCUUAGCUACAUUCAGGCCAAUGGACAGACCCUUGGAGCUGAUGAAUCUGACUACACAUUUGGAUGGGAUAACAAGCAUGUUGGUGCUAGGGUUCUUCUCUCCAAGGCAUUUCUUGUCCAGAAUGUCCAGCCUCUCCAUGACUACAAAUCCCAUGCCGAUAACUACAUCUGCUCUGUCUUCCCAGGAACCCCAUUUUCCACUUCUCAAUACACACCAGGCGGGCUUCUGUUCAAAAUGGACGACAGCAACAUGCAGUACGUGACCUCCACCACAUUCCUCCUCCUCACCUACGCCAAAUACUUAUCCUCCUCCCGGAAAGUCGUCAACUGUGGCGGCGGCGCCGUCGUCACCCCCAAAAAGCUCCGAUCAUUCGCCAAGAAACAGGUCGACUACCUCCUCGGCGACAACCCCCUCAAAAUGUCUUACAUGGUCGGCUAUGGCCCCAGGUACCCCCUCAGGGUCCACCACCGGGGUUCUUCUCUACCCUCCUUGGCCACCCACCCCGCCAAGAUCCAGUGCUCCGCCGGCUUCGCCGUCAUGAACUCGCAGUCCCCAAACCCUAAUGUCCUCGUCGGCGCCGUCGUCGGCGGCCCCGACAAGAACGACCGGUUCCCCGACCAGCGGUCCGACUACGAGCAAUCGGAGCCUGCCACGUAUAUCAAUGCGCCACUCGUUGGGACAUUGGCCUAUCUUGCCCACUCAUUUGGUCAAAUUUAAUUGACUGAAUUGAUUGGAAGUUCGAAUGGGAAGUGAAAUUAUGAAAACCCAUUUGGAUUUGGAGGGUUUUAAUUUGCUUAAUUAGUUGUUGAGAAAGAGAUGCUGAACCGGCCUCGUAUGUUUAUUUGUGUAAGGGGUUUUAGGCUCUCUAUUUGUAGUCUUUUUAUUAUUAUUAUUAUUAUUAUUGUUCUUGAAAUUGUAUGUGUCAAGGGCUAUGCACCAAUAGUAUUUUAAUUGGU